CUUCUUUAAACCCUAUCUCGGAAUUUAAUCGUGAUACUUGCGACCCAUGGAAAACAAUGUCGCGCGAGUUAUUUAUUUUAUCAUAUCAAUUUUCUAUGCAAGACCAUGCUGUUGUCUUAAA
Entrophospora candida is the source of this 121-nucleotide messenger RNA. The record is from the annotation of a GenBank genome assembly. NCBI's taxonomy places the organism in Eukaryota, Fungi, Glomeromycota, Glomeromycetes, Entrophosporales, Entrophosporaceae.